This is a messenger RNA of Lycium ferocissimum, 1161 nucleotides long. RefSeq names its product protein trichome birefringence-like 33. Lineage: Eukaryota; Viridiplantae; Streptophyta; Magnoliopsida; Solanales; Solanaceae. The record is from RefSeq and is a predicted model, not a curated record. Bases 1 to 1161 code for a protein of 386 amino acids. Gene Ontology annotation, cellular component: Golgi apparatus. The transcript has 5 exons. Gene Ontology annotation, molecular function: O-acetyltransferase activity.
AUGAGCCUAUCCAUCACCAAACCCUUUCUUGUAUCUAAUUCGGAGUUGUUUAACUUUGUUAUUGUGCUAGAGAAGAACAAGGAUAAGUUGCCACCAUUUGCAAUUGGAGAAGGUGAAAAAGAUUGUAAUUUAUUCAGUGGAAAAUGGGUUUGGGAUGAGUCAAGUAGGCCUUUAUAUGAGGAAUCAGAAUGUCCAUAUUUACUUCCUCAGGUGACUUGUCAAGAACAAGGCAGGCCCGACAAGGACUAUCUCUAUUGGAGAUGGCAACCUAGUAAUUGUCUUAUUCCCAGAUUCAAUGCAUCACUGAUGCUGGAAAGUCUUCGAGGGAAGAGGAUGAUGUUUGUAGGUGAUUCCUUAAAUAGAGGCCAAUUCUAUUCCAUGGUAUGUCUCCUCCAUAAAGUCAUACCAAACGAGGCAAAAUCCCUACAUAAAGUAGAUUCAUUUACCAUCUUCACAGCAAAGGAUUAUAAUGCAACAAUUGAAUUCUACUGGGCACCAUUCCUCCUAGAAUCAAACGCAGAUCAUCCUGGUAAACAUAGGGUAUCUGAUCGAAUUGUUCGAAAAGAUUCGAUAGAUACACAUGGAAAACAUUGGAAAGGAGUCGAUAUUAUGGUGUUCAAUACAUAUAUUUGGUGGAUGAGUGGCCGUACAUUCAAGAUUCUGAAUGGGACAUUUGAUGAUAGUGUAAAAGACAUAGCAUAUGUGCCAACUGACAAUGCUUAUCGUAUGGGGAUGGAGAAUUUAUUGAGAUGGAUAGAGCAGAAUGUGGAUCCAAAAAGACAUAGGGUCUUUUUUACUAGCAUGUCACCUUCUCAUGCAUGGAGCAAAGAGUGGGGAGGUGAACCCAAUCAGAACUGUUACAAUGAAACAAAAAUGAUAGAGGAUCCAAAUUACUGGGGAUCAGAUAGUAGAAAAAGCAUAAUGCAAGUGAUUGGAGUAACUUUCAGUAAAUCAAAAGUGUCAAUCUCACUGCUCAACAUUACACAGCUCUCAAGUUAUAGAAAAGAUGCACAUACAACAAUUUACAAGAAGCAAUGGAAUAAAUUAACCCCACAACAAUUAGCUAAUCCAUUCAGCUAUGCUGAUUGUGUUCAUUGGUGCUUGCCUGGCCUUCAAGAUACUUGGAAUGAGCUUUUAUUCACAAAGCUUUUUUAUCCUUGA